Conger conger (European conger) is the source of this 1086-nucleotide messenger RNA. Its product is annotated as V-set domain-containing T-cell activation inhibitor 1-like. The transcript has 7 exons. Gene Ontology annotation, cellular component: external side of plasma membrane. Lineage: Eukaryota; Metazoa; Chordata; Actinopteri; Anguilliformes; Congridae. Gene Ontology annotation, biological process: positive regulation of T cell proliferation; immune response; negative regulation of T cell proliferation. Bases 37 to 1086 code for a protein of 349 amino acids. The record is from RefSeq and is a predicted model, not a curated record.
AAGUCCAAACCUCUCAAAGUAGUUUAGUAGAGUGCCAUGGCAUGGGGAGCAGCAGCGAUUUUGUUUUGUGUCUGGACACUGCCAUUUGCUGAACUUACAGGCACCAGUGUGACCUGUACAUUCUCUGAGGACUGUGUUUUGCCAUGCACUUUCAAAGCAAGCAGCGAUGAGGUCAUUCACUGGAACAGAAAUAACUUCAUAGUCCACUCCUACUACCAUGAUGCAGACGAUCUUGAGAAGCAGGACAAGCAUUUUGAAGGGAGAACAUCUCUGUUCAAGGACCAGAUAAAACAUGGAAAUGCUUCCCUAUUGCUGCAAAAUUGUAACAUCCAGGACAGUGGCCAAUAUUCUUGCCACCCCAGUACCACACAGGGAGCCCAGGAGUCAUGGGUCGACAUGAAAGUACACGCACCCAUCCGAUCAGUGAACAUUGAGAAAAUCGAUGAGGAAGUCAUCUGUUCAUCCCAGGGCAUCUUCCCAGCUCCUAACGUGUCCUGGACCACUGACCCACCCACACAGUCAGAUAUGUUAAACAACUCAACCCAAACCACCCAAGAUCCCAACGGUCUGUAUUCAGUACAGAGCAAAGUAAGCUUCAUGGGGAAUGUUUCAGACUACGCCUACAUCUGCUCUGUAACCUCCGCUGAUGGGAUGCAGAAGUGGAAGACAUCAAUGAGACAGCAAGGAGGGAACCAGUUACCAUCUUGGAUCAUUGUUGUAAUUGUCGUGAUCGGGAUCGGGAUCGGGAUCGGGAUCGGGAUCUGGAUCGGGAUCUGGAUCUGGAAAAAACAUCAAACAGAAAAAAACAGAGAUGGAGUCGGCAAUCCAGGAGAUCAGGUGCCCUCUGGAGCCUUCAUUGCACCCGGACACGAUCACGUCCCACCAGACGAGUUUGGUGCAGAGUAUGAGUUGCUGACCCUGUGGGUGACCCAGAAGCUCACGAUGCCGGGGACCUCCCAGGACCCGUCGGCGAUCCGGGAGUUCAGGGGCCCGCUGGAGCCUUCAUUGCGGCCGGACACGAUCGUGUCCGUUACCGGGCUGUCCCAACAGACGAGCUUGGUGCAGGUGGGGAAGUCUCCAUGUUAA